AGGGGCAAGCUCUUGUGUGACGGGCAUGGCGCACCCGGGGCCCCGAGCUGGACCUUAGCAUUCUUCAAUUUCUCUCUUGCGACGGUCCUGUUUUGAGUUUCCGACUUUUCAUCAAAUAUUUAUGUUGACCUAGUGAGCUAAUAUUAUUUCAUUAUGUAUAAAACACUGGUUAUCAUUUACAGAUUACGGAUUGAUUCUGUUUUAUUUUUGUUGCUUCCAUAUAUAUAUAUAUUUAUUAAAUUUGUUGCACUUUAUUUGUUAUCUAUGUUCCCCCUUGUGGUUGCCAAAAUUACUGGUGUGGGUAUUUCGUCUUGGCUCGGUGCUACAUCGGACCUUGAUGGGAAGAAACCACCAGCGUGUUUGCCGUGCGUGGAGACCUGUGUCCCUGGAAAGGGGGAUCCUGGUAGUUGAGGGGCACCCUGGUACCCCAACACUCUGCUUUGGCCCCUGCUUCAGAUAAACAGGAGGUACAUAUUGGCCUGUGUGUAUCAAUCGGCUAGUCACAAGCGUCAUCUGUUGACUAAGGUCAAGCCCGGGGUCACUUACUGGGCACCUCGUUAAGGGUGGAGGCUGCUUCAGGGGUGACUUUCGGGCGUAUAACUGUCGGUUAGCACUGGUGUUUAGGUAGCACAUUCAUAUUUGUUACUUACAUCCCCAAGUUGGACUCCGUGGUGGGUGGUGCCACUGAUAGUCGAAGUUUGUCUAAUUUUCUAUGGCUGAAAAUGAACAGGUGUUUAGUUCUGCUCACCGAAACAAAAGCGGAACAUCAACCCCCUCACCUAGUUUUAUCCUUGCAAAAUGCCCAAAUUAUGACCUUUCCAAAGCGAAAUUUCUUAUACUAAGUUCCACUGAAAAGAAGUUGUCUUCAAUGUCACCAUUCCUAGUCCAGAAAUCUUUGGAAACACACAUAGGAAACCCUAAAAAUGUGCGUCAGAUGCCCUCAGGCGACCUAUUAGUAGAAACAAAUUCUGAAAAACAGUCUGCUUCACUCUUAAAAUUACACCAACUUGGAAACGUUAAUAUAACUGUAACACCACAUAAUACACUUAAUAUAUCUAAAGGCGUUAUUAGCGAUAAUUCUCUCCAAUCAUUACCAACAUCUGAAAUAAUAGAAGGCCUUAGUAGCCAAGGCGUGAUAGAUGCACGUCAUAUAACAAUAAAAAAAGGUACUGAAAUUUUCACCACACAGCACUUAAUCUUGACUUUUAAUAACCCUGACUUACCUACUGAUAUAAAAGCCGGUUACAAAAAUUGUAAAGUCCGACCGUACAUACCUAAUCCUCUCCGCUGCUUUAAGUGUCAAAAGUUUGGUCACGCUACUAACAACUGUAGGGGUAAGGAAACAUGCUCUCGUUGUGGCCAAACAGGACACACAUACCAAUCCUGCUCUUCUCCAGAAAAAUGUGUAAACUGCAAUGAACCUCACUCUGCCAAUUCUCGUCGUUGUUCAAAAUGGAAGCAAGAGAAACAAAUUCUUAAUAUUAAAGUAAUGCAGAACCUUUCAUAUUAUGAAGCAAAAACGAAAUUCCUAAGCUCACAGCCUCGUCCUAACGUUUCCUAUGCGGCAAUAGUAUCAAGCCCAAAAGCUACUAAAUCUAUAGGCAUUCAAUGUGAUGUAAAAGAUACUGAAACUCAAACUCUUAAAACCAUAUCACCUAAGAAAGCUCCCAGUUCUUCUAAUCUGAAAUCUGCUCAGGCAAAGCAACAGAAACCAAACUCAAUAUCUCAUCGAUCUCAAGCACAAAGCUCAGUACAGUCUACUUCGACUCAAUUAGCACAAACCCAAAACAAUGCUGAAAAUAGUCAAUAUUUGAAAUUAACUCCACAAUUAGUAAGCGUUUUGCAUAAAAAGUUAACACAUUCUCCAUUAGUUAGUAAACCGAAAUACGUAUCAAAAAGCAGACAAAAUCGAUUUAAUAAAAAUCGUAAAAAACUUUCUAACACACAGGAACAAUGUUCAGAAUCAGAUGCGAUGAGCACUGACGAGAAUUGUGCAGAUGAGCAUAAUAUUUCUGGAAUGAUAAUUGAAAAGGGGAUGGUAACGCCAUCUAACCUUAGUCCUAAGAAAGCAAAAUCUAAAAUUAAUAAAUAA
Molecule: messenger RNA, 2092 nt
Organism: Parasteatoda tepidariorum (common house spider)
Lineage: Eukaryota; Metazoa; Arthropoda; Arachnida; Araneae; Theridiidae
Source: RefSeq, a predicted model, not a curated record